Arachis stenosperma is the source of this 3212-nucleotide messenger RNA. RefSeq lists its product as uncharacterized. The transcript is spliced from 4 exons. Bases 232 to 657 code for a protein of 141 amino acids. Lineage: Eukaryota; Viridiplantae; Streptophyta; Magnoliopsida; Fabales; Fabaceae. The record is from RefSeq and is a predicted model, not a curated record.
GCACACACACAAACUAAACACACGCACCCACACUCACUGAAGAAAGAAAGAAAGAAAGAAAGAAAGAAAGGGAAAAGGAUCGCGGAGAAGGGAAGAGGGAAGGAUGAGCUCGCCGGCCAGUCGCGCCAGCUCCUCGCCGCCGUGCUGCAUCGCUGUCCAAGGGAGGAGGAAGGCCGCUGCUACUGUCCGUAAAAGCCAUCGCCAUCGCGGGUCAGAUCUGAGGUGAGAUAGAUGACCACGAUGGAGGAAGGAACCGUGCCGCCCAUUCGCUUCCGGCGUUGUCACAAGAAGGAGAGAGCUGCGUCGGGGGAGGAGAGCCGUCGCGGAGCUGCCUCUGCCACCGCGCCCAACCGCGGCCGCGAGCCUUGUUGUCGCUGCUGGAGGUGCGCCGCCAAGCUCCUACCACCGAAGAAUAUUGCUGCGUCGCCGGGAUCCACUACCGCCGCUGUCAGGGUUCCGUGGAAGGAGGAUGACCUGGGUGUCGCCGCGCCUUGCCUCUGCCGCCGGAGAGCGCCGCUGAAUCCUUUGGCUUGGUUGAGUAUCGGUGCUUGCAUGUCAUCUUCAGAGUUUUCAGCUACUUCGUUUUGCUAUUUCAGUUUGAGUUCUGAAUAUUGCAUGUUGCAUAAAUAUUGCUGUGGUUGCUGCAAGAAUGAUUGAGAUGAGAUUUGCGGCUUCUGUUGAUCGCGGGCCGAGAGAAAGGACUUUUCUGUGAUGCGUUGUGUUAUGGGACUCAACUUAUCGACGUAGGCGCGCUUUUAUAAAACUUGUUUUACUUUCCAGAGUUGUUAUGAGUCGAUAUUAAUGCGUAAAGUGUAUUUUUGUGAUUUCGCGAGUCUUAUGAAUUGAGUUGAGUUGUGUUGAAAGAGAGAUUGUUUGUUUGAUUGAUUGGCCGAUCGAUUGAGAAGGUUAAAUAUUCUAAUUUGUCGGCUGGCGAUGUCGAAGUGGUUUUUCUUGAAUUACUAGAAGAGAUUUAAUAUUGGUAAUAAGUAUAAUUUUGGAAGUGUUUUGAUUUUAGAAAAGAUUUAAUAUUAAGAUUUGAUUUGAUAUUGAACCCGAUUUGAUAUCGGAAUUUGAUUUAAAAAUAAUUUGGAAAUGACUUGAUAUUUGGUAACGGUUUGUUCAUUGAGAAUAAUUUGCUAUUUUGGUAAUGAUUCAAAAGGGGUUGAGGAAUUGAUUGGUUUGAUUUUGGAAAGGAUUUGAUGUUGUAAAUAAACUAGUUGAGAAUGGGCUGAAAAAUGUGGUUUUGAUGGGACGCGCAAGGGUGGUGUAGUCCGAAUUCUAGAGGAGAUGCUGCCCAAAAUUUUUAUAAAAAUUGGAGACUUUGUUUAAAAAAUGGUUAUUUAGAAAGACUUAGAUUUUCAAGGAUUCUAUGAUUUGAUUUUUGGGAUGACUGUAUGUGGCCGGAAUGGUCGAGAUGUAUAUGUGGCCGAAAAGGUCGAGAUGGCAAGGUCUGGGUGUGAUCCCGCUUGCGUAUUAAUUUGAAAAUGUGUUUGGGUGGCAAGUUGAGGAUGGCAGUUCUCUCUCUUGUCAUGAUGUGGAUGCGGGGAAGGUGGAAAGACACUCUCCUUCGUAUUGUAUCCCCCACGUUCUUCUCUGGUUGCAAGGUGGAAAGGCACACUCCUUCGAUGUGGAAAUGCACUCUCCUUCGUGAAACCUCCAGGAGAAGGUGGAAAGGCACACUCCUUCGACGUGGAAAGGAACUCUCAUUUGUUUAUGAUCCUUCUGGAGAUGCGUAUCCUAGAGACUAAUAUCUGGGUUAGCUACCAGAUGUGUCGGGUUCUGGCAAAGUAGCCGACACGUGAGCUCACGGCCAGUAGGAUAGACAUUUAUCAUAUGCAUUUGUAUGUUUUGUUUGGGUUUGAAUUUGUUUUGGUUUGCCUAAUUGCUAAACUGUUAUUAACUGCUAUAUGAUCUAUUUGCGGUAACUGUUAUCUAUACUUGUGUUUUUCCUUAUUUGUUUUGCCUGUGUUUGUUUCUGAUGUGGUACUCUUGAGAUCAAGUAUUGAUGAUGAGAUGAUAAUUGUGUUGAUUGAUUAUGUGAUGGCUAAAGGCCGUAAUCGGUUUCUGAUUUGAUUGGUUUCUAAUUGAGAGAUUAGUAAGGUAUGAAAAAUCAAGCUGGUUCAGCAUAGACUUAAUAAACCUAUGCCUGGAACAGGUUGGUUAUUCAUACCGCCUAGAAAACUGAUUAAUAUUUCCUUAUAAGAAAAGAACGGUUUUGGAUUUCUGAAAAGUUAAAUUUUGUUUCCUUGAAGAGGUUUUGAGUGAUUAGCCGUUGGUUAUUAAAAGAUUCAUAAGACAACGUUAAUCACUGAAUUUGAAAAUAGUUUUCUCACUAAAUAUCUUCUUAUAACAAAUUCUGAAAAUCUGUGGUGAGACCAUGUGGUUAGGUUCUCACCUCCCUACAGACUUUUCUUUUCAGGAAACGGACGAAGAAUCUUAUGAAGAGUAGUUGAGUUUAGCCUAUGCGAUAGAAGAUGUUUUAGUUUAGUUAUUAGUAUUCUCCCCUCGCCAUUAAUGUUAUAACCUUUGCAAGAGGGAUAGGAGUUUUGAUAUGUGAAGUUUAUAUAUUGGUAUAAUGUAUAUAUAUAUUAUUUGUAAGUAUUGUAAAUUGUAUUGAAAAGUAUGGAUGUAUGUUUUGAAAAUUCGGUUUAAGAUUUAAACAGGCUCAUAUUUUAGUAUUAAAUAUUUUAAGAGUCGUAAUAUCCGAGCAAUCAGAAUGGCGCAGCCGAAAGCGUAACAUUUUGAUAGUUAGGGUGUUACAUUAUGGUAUCAGAACAGUCUUUCCUGUUGAGCCUGAGAAAUGUAUUGACUAUGCUUCAUUGCAUACUCUAAGUGUCUGUCAUGUUAUAGGUCUUAUUUUGGUAACGAGAGUUAGAGCUUUAUGCACAUGACGGUCUAUUGAUUAAUCCCGUUAGUCUUGCAUUGCAUAAUUUCUGGUAUUAAGUUUGGCCGGCUUAACACUAGUGAAUUAUGUAUAUGGAAGCACUAAUGGGUUAUCAUAGAUGAUAUACGAGUAAUAGGUAACGCAUAUCGUGGUUUUGGGAGCAUUAGAAAUUAACUUUGAAGUUAAUUUUGUUUCGGUGUAUAAUCCUUUAUUCGUGCUUAGUUUUAUCUCUUUCUCUAUCAAUUGCAUUGGAAUUCUUUAUUUAUUAUUUCCUUCAUGAAAUGUGAUUGAUUCAAUUGCCAACUUUAUCUUACCAUUCAUACAUUGU